UCUUUCUUUCCGGGAAGAUGGAUGGGAGUCUAGGCGAGAUGUCGCUCCACGGUCACCCCGAUCUGGCCCACGGCCAGGACGGCAGGGCCAUGCUGCACUCGCGGGACCUCUCGGCGGCCUUCCCCAGGCCCUCCCUCGGGGGCCCCUCCAUGUCCCUGGAGCCCGAGCCCCGUCCGCCGGGCUUCGACCACUCCAUGUCGGCGCUGGGCUACAGCGGCGACUCCCCGUCCGGCUCCGGCAGCACCUACACCACGCUGACCCCCUUGCAGCCCUUCGACGACAAGUUCCACCACCACCACCACCACCACCACCCCUGCCUCCCCGUCAGCAACGUCAUCGGCAGCUUCACCCUGAUGCGCGAGGACCGGGCCCUCGGCACCAACUUCUACAACCCGUACGGCAAGGACCUGGCCAUGGCCCAGAGCCUGUCGCCGCCGUCCGCGGGCUCGGGCCUGGCCUCCUCCAUGCACGGCUACGGCAGCUUGGGCAACAGCCCCAACGGCAACGGCGGCCAGAUGCUCCACGCCGGCUACGACGUCCACGGGGGGAGCCUCUUCUGCCGGACGUCGGAUUUCGGCCGCGAGAUGUCGCCGCCGGGCCUGGGCGGGGGCGACGUGUCGGCGGGGCACCAGCUGAACAAGAUGGACGCUCACCAGCACCACCAGCACCACCCUCACCCCGUCUACAGCCAGCACUACCAGCCCCACCAUCACCCGAGCCAGCAGGCCUCCAAGAUGGGCGAGCACCUGCACUCCUCGUCGUCCUCCAUGUCCUCGCCCGGCGACGGCAUGCUGACGGGCUCGCAGGGCGGCGGCGAGGAGAUCAACACCAGAGACGUGGCCCAGAGGAUCAUCACCGAGCUGAAGAGGUACAGCAUCCCCCAGGCCAUCUUCGCCGAGAGGGUCCUAUGUAGGUCACAGGGCACGCUGUCCGACCUCCUGAGGAACCCCAAGCCCUGGGGCAAGCUCAAGUCCGGCCGCGAGACCUUUAAGAGGAUGUCCCGCUGGCUGCAGGAGCCCGAGUUUCAAAGGAUGGCCUCGCUCCGGCUGGAGGCCUGCAAGCGGAAGGAGCAGGAGCAGAGCAAGCUGGAGCGCAACCAGGGCCCCAAGCGCACCCGGCUGGUGUUCACGGACCUGCAGCGGCGCACCCUGCUGGCCAUCUUCAGGGAGAACCACCGCCCCACCAAAGAGCUGCAGAUCACCAUCUCCCAGCAGCUGGGCCUGGAGCUCUCCACCGUCAGCAACUUCUUCAUGAACGCCCGCCGACGCAACGUCAACAAGUGGGCGGACGAGGGACGUCCCUCCUCCACGGGCUCCUCGGGCUCCAGCGCCUCCUCCUCCGCCGUGUCCUGCAGCACGGCGUGAAGGUGCGGCGAGGGGAGGGGGGGGGGGCGUAGACCGGUCCAGGCAGAGAUCGGCCGUCGUGGACGUCCUCCUCGUUUGCCGUCGCAGGUGAUUUCGUGAAGGCGAAGCUUUUUUUUUAAAACAUUUAUUUUUCUCCUUCUGCCCAAAAGUAGCCGAUCGCUCCCUCGAGAGAGAAGCGGGGCGACACCCAGAGAGGUAGCCAGGUCCCGCUUGUAUCGUCGAGGGUGUAGAGGCGAUUCGACGUCUCGUUGUUUUUCGAUGAUCUAGAUUAGAGAUAACGAAGGUAUAAUGCAAAUCAAGGAGGAGGCGUAUACCUUCUGAUCUACGAGUCGUCUCUCCAUCAACGGGAAGAAUCAAGAGGUGCCCGUGUGGAGAGCUCCAUCUUGUAUCUUCUAAAUCAAAAAGUGUUCUCCAUCAUCCAAAGACGUUAACCCCCCCCCCCCCCCCCUUCCUGCUUUUCUUCCUCGAGAAUCAAGGUGAAAGGGGAAGAAAAAGCUUCUUUAAAAAAAAAUCUUGUUCAACCCUUGUUUCUCUAUAUUUUCUCUUUCUCUCUCUCUCUCUCUGAAGAACCUACUUCUUCCUUUUCUUAGCAUGUGUUUCCAUGGUGACGAUUCCCAGGCGUUCGUUCCAAGUUUUUUCCGGAGCCUGGAGUUAUUUUUAUUUUUUACGUUUUUUUUAAAGACGGUCCCGCCUCGAACAAAUCAGAGUUUUCGAGCGGGGGAGGGGGAAGUGGGACAGAAUCAAUAAACACGAGUAUGAUGACUAUAGCUUUAAGACUCUUGACUGAGCUUCCGGUUGAAAGCUCCACAGCACAUUUUUUUCCCAUUUUGACAACAAAAAAAUUAAAUAAAACAACCUUUUGAACACAAAGGCUUCGUUGGGGGAGGAGCUACACAAUGCAUUGUGUGACUUUGUAGUAUUUUUUUUAUUUUCUCCACUCAUUUCCAAAUAACUUAUGAUACCUUCUGUUCAUCGGUUGCAAAAAGUCAAAAUGGCCGACGACCAGAUCGCUGAAUUUGCCGCUUCACGUUUUUUUCUUUUUU
This is a messenger RNA of Pseudoliparis swirei, 2407 nucleotides long. It is a transcript of the gene onecutl, whose product is annotated as one cut domain, family member, like. The transcript has 2 exons. The coding region runs from base 18 to 1364 and encodes 448 amino acids. Gene Ontology annotation, biological process: regulation of transcription by RNA polymerase II. Gene Ontology annotation, cellular component: nucleus. Gene Ontology annotation, molecular function: DNA-binding transcription factor activity, RNA polymerase II-specific; RNA polymerase II cis-regulatory region sequence-specific DNA binding. The record is from RefSeq and is a predicted model, not a curated record. Lineage: Eukaryota; Metazoa; Chordata; Actinopteri; Perciformes; Liparidae.